GCAAAGCAAUGUAAAGGUUCGCCGUGAUGACUGUGUGUCAGUGAUUCGGUCUACGUGUAUGCAUGCUUGUUUGUUGACCAGAGGUCAAGGAUGAUUAUUUUUUGUGGGUGGACACUUAUUGAAAACUACACUUAAAGUUUAAGAUGAAACAUUAAACGUCAUUGAAGAAUCAAUCCUCGCAAGGUGUGAACUCUGAUGUCUCUGCAUCUGCAUACAGUGUGAAAAAGUUAUAGGUUUUUUAGGACAUAACAUCAUAAACAUAAGUCUUCUUGUCUUCGGGUCAGCAUGGGAGAUUGGGGAUUCCUCUCAAAACUAUUAGAUAAAGUGCAGUCUCACUCAACACACAUCGGGAAAGUGUGGCUGACGGUUCUGCUGAUCUUCAGAAUAAUGGUUCUUGGUGCCGGACUGGAUAAAGUCUGGGGAGAUGAGCAGUCCAGUAUGAUCUGCAACAUCAAGACACCCGGUUGUUUAAACUCAUGCUUUGAUCAUGCCUUCCCGAUUUCCCACAUGCGAUUCUGGGUUCUCCAAAUCAUCUUCGUGGCCACGCCAACUCUGGUUUACCUCGGCUACGUUUUGCACAUCAUCCACAAAGAAAACAAACUCCGGGAGUAUUUGCAAAACAUGCCGGAUGAGAAAGACAAAGCCAAACUGCCAAAAUACACGUCCGAUAACGGGAAGGUUUACUACAAAGGAACCCUGCUUUGUUGUUAUAUGCUUUGCCUUUUUGUGACCAUUUUGUUUGAAGCAGGUUUCAUUGUGGGCCAGUAUUAUUUGAUCGGACUUCAUAUGCCCAAACAGUUUGAAUGUUACAGAAAACCUUGCCCUGAAACUGGCCUGCAUUGUUUUACAUCCCGACCAACAGAAAAGACCAUAUUUAUUAUCUUCAUGCUGGUUGUGUCGUGUGUAUCUUUAGCUUUAAAUGUAGGAGAGAUAUUUUAUCUGGUGGGUUACAGUGGAAAGUACAGAAGAAAGUCAACUCAAAAUAAUACAUCCAAUGAGACGUAUUGUUGAAAGAGAUUCACAGUUUGUCUUUUAUUGUAGGAAAUUUUAUCAUACAUCAUUAGAUGCUUUGUUAUGCACUUUUUGUUUAUUGUAAUGAAUCACUUUUGUAAUGAUUUUAAGAAUUUAAAAAUAUGACAAAUAAACAUAACCUCAGUUAUAUCUCAUGAACUACUGUAGCAAAUGUUAUUUUCUAAAUCGCUCGUUUUAUGUAAAGCACCUAAAUGUAGAUUUUUGGUAUAUGUGUAAAUAUUUAUAUAUCCUCAUGCAUGCCUGUCAUUCCAUUAUGGGAUUCUAGAAAAUUACUGGAAGUGUAAAUGAACCAAAUCAAACUAUCCCGGGAAAGAUCCCGGGACACAAUCUCUGUGUAAAAUGCUAGAAAGAUAUACAUUUUUAAAAAUGCUGGGUUUUUUGCUUGGGUAAAAUAUGAACACACCAACUGUAGUGGUUUAAAGGUGCAGUGUGUAACUUUUAGAUGGAUCUCUUGACAGAAAUGCAAUAAAAUAUACA
This is a messenger RNA of Paramisgurnus dabryanus, 1509 nucleotides long. RefSeq names its product gap junction protein alpha 12.2 (gene gja12.2). Gene Ontology annotation, biological process: cell-cell signaling. The record is from RefSeq and is a predicted model, not a curated record. NCBI's taxonomy places the organism in Eukaryota, Metazoa, Chordata, Actinopteri, Cypriniformes, Cobitidae. Gene Ontology annotation, cellular component: connexin complex. Gene Ontology annotation, molecular function: gap junction channel activity.